AUGCCUACACUGCGUACUCCCCUACCACCGAUCACCGUCGUAACUUCUUCCGGAGAAGAUUCCGACGAGCCGGCCAAGGACAUGAUCCACAGUAUGCUAUCCUACGACGGGAACGUCAUGCUCGCGGCCGCCGUCAUGUCGUUGCUCCUCGUAAUCCUCUUCGUCUUGCUCCUGCACCUCUACGCCAAAUGGUUCCUGACUCACGCGCGUCACCACCGGAGCGGCAGCUCCGUCGCGGUGCCUCAAGUCUUGGGCGCCGGCACCGGUGGUGGGCUUAGUCCUCACUUUCACGCGUUCCGGAUCGAGGUUGAGCGCGCGUGGUUUCGGAAUUCUCCUCCGGCUAAUAACAAGAAGAAAGGGGUGGCGAUGUCGGUGAUUUCUUCGAUUCCGGUAUUUGCGUACAAGGGAAUGGGGAAAGGAGACGGGAAUGGAUUGGAGUGUAGUAUUUGUUUGAGCGGAUUUGAAGAAGGUGAAGUGGGGAGGGAGUUGCCUAAAUGUCGCCAUGCAUUCCAUGCAGAGUGUAUCGACAUGUGGCUGUAUUCUCAUUCCUCCUGCCCCAUCUGCCGAGCUCCGGUGACCGCGCGUGAAAUUACUUAUAGCAGUUCGCCGCCGCGAGACGAUCGGAAUACACCGUUGGAGAUCACUGUUGAGGUUCCAAAUAUUUGAAUAAUUUUGAGUGGUAAAAAAUCACUGAAUUUUCAGCCAUUUUGGUUAGUAAUGGAUUUGAAACAAAGGUUUAUAGAUUUUUGUGUUAGAAGAUGAUGAUGAUAAUGAUGAAUUGAAGAUCAAUAUUGG
This is a messenger RNA of Ipomoea triloba (trilobed morning glory), 795 nucleotides long. RefSeq names its product RING-H2 finger protein ATL63-like. Bases 1 to 666 code for a protein of 221 amino acids. The record is from RefSeq and is a predicted model, not a curated record. The transcript has a single exon. NCBI's taxonomy places the organism in Eukaryota, Viridiplantae, Streptophyta, Magnoliopsida, Solanales, Convolvulaceae.